AUGAUUUUUCAUGGGAGAAAUCAUAGGAAUCCAUCAAAUAAUGAAAAAAAAGAAAAAGUAAAUAUAAAAAAUUAUAAGGAUGUGCAUUAUGAUUAUAACGAAAAGGAUGAAAUUAAUUAUAAUAUGUUCAAAAAUAUAACAAAAUAUUGCUGUAAUAGAAAUAUGUGUGAUUCAUUUUUCAUCAAUGAUGAAUUAAUAAAUUGGGAAAAAGAAGACAAAAACACUAUCAAAAAAAAAAUAAAUUAUGAUAAUACAUUCAAGAUAAAAUUUCAAGAUAAUCAUAAAUCCGAUAUAUUCACAAAUAAUUUAAUCCAAAAAAACAAUGUUGUUUAUAAUUAUAGUAAAGAACCUCUAAAUUUAACAAGUCCACUUCGAGGAAAGGAUGAUGAUAUUUUUAUUUCAUCAAAUGAUAUCGAUAAGUCAAAAAAUCCGACUUUCAUGUGCGAACGUAAAAUUAAAAAUAAGAAAAAAUUAUUAACAUUUUAUAAUGAAUGUCCAAUAAUUAAUAAUACCUUUAUUUCUUUUGAUGAAGAUAUGUUAUUGAAAAAGGACAUACAUAUAAAUAAUAAGAUACAUAAUGAAUUUAAUGCUUCUCCUGCGUCCAAACCUAUAUAUUAUGAUGAGAAUAAUAAUUUUAAUAUGUACCAUAGUAAUAACAAAGGAAAUCAUCCCAACGAAGAUGUAAAUAAGGAAAAUAUUUUAUUAAAAAAUGAAGAAAAAUAUAUGUUUAAUAAUGACAAGGGAAAUAAAUACUUUCAAACACAAGAUAGAUCCAUUUUUUUAUAUACACCCCAAAAUUAUAUACCAAUGGAAUCAAAACAAGACAUAGAAAGUAAUUUAAUUUUAUAUAAACAUGAUACAUAUAUAUCUUCUGUUGAGAAGAAUAAUGAUGAAUAUAUUCCAAGAUAUUCAUCAAAUAACAUAUGUAAGAAUAAUGAAAAUAUCUUGUCUAUUACUUCCAAAAAAAAUAGUAUUCAUUGUAUAAAUGAUAUAUCUCUAUAUGAUCAAUUGAUUACACAUAAUAAUCAAUCUAAUGUCUUAUAUUCAAAAACCCCAAUUGUUGUUAGUAAAGAAGAUAUUGACAAAAUUAAUUGUUCAUAUAUUUCAUUAAUGGAUAUAAAAUCAAAUGAAAAAUCAACCCAAAUAAAUAUUUCCAGUAAAAAAAAAAAAAAGUUAAAAAAAAAUAAGAAAAAAUUAAAGAAUUUAUAUAAAAAAGUUAAAAUAAAAACCCCAGUGAAUAUGUUUUAUAAAAGAAAAAAGAAAUUGAAAAUUGUAAAGAAAAAGAUAAAAACAGAUAAAAGGCAAAUUCAUGAAGGAAACAAAAAAAUAUAUUACGUUACAAAGGGUUGUUUAAAAGAAAAAAGAAAAAAAAGGAAAAAAUUAAAUGAAAAGGUCAAAAAAGCGGUAAAAACAAAUAAUAUUAAAAAUGGUAUAAAAGGUUUGUUUUACAAAGCAUGUAAUAAAAAAAAUUAUAGAGAAAAAAUAUACUUUUAUAAAAAUAAUACAAAGAAUGAAAAUAAGAUAAGAAAAUGUAAUAGAAGUAGAAAAAAGAAAACGUUAAAUAAAAGGAAAGCUGUUAUGAUUCCUUUAAAAGUAAAAAAGGAUGAUGAAAAAUGUAUAAGAAACAUUUUAUCAUUUAAUGCAUUAAAUCAUAAAAAAAAUUAUAUAUCAUCAAAGGAAGGGUCUAAUAAGUAUAAGAAUAAGAAUUUUAUAAAACGUAAUAAUAAUAUAAAAAAAAUAAAAAUAAAUAAUAAUAAUAAUAAUAAUAAUAAUAAUAAUAAUAAUACUAUGUGUUUAGAUAAAGCAAUAUCAAAUAUAAUCCAUUUCACUAAUAAGGGUAAAAUGAUAAAAUCUAGAGGUCAAUCCUACUCUGAUAUAGCAAAUAAUCAUAAUAUCGAAAAUGAAGAUGAUUAUAUGACUUGUGACAAAAAUAACAUUAAAUAUGAGAGAAAAGAGAUAUUAAAUAAAGAAAACGAACAUACAAAAAAAUUGAAGUAUGAUUAUAUAAAUAGCCAUAUACAUAAUAAUUCUACUAAUAAUUCUCCUAUUAUAAAAGGGUCAAAUAAGGAAAGCGAAAAAGUUCCUUUGCAGAGUACCAAAUAUAAAGAUGUUUAUAUGGUCAAGAAUAAAAUAAAUGUUGCAUGCACAGGAAAGACAGAUAAAUAUAAUAUUAAAGGUUAUUACUUUUAUAAUAAUGAAGAUUUAGAUGACACUAAACAAGAAUUGAGUGAAAAGAAAAUAACCUCUUUGGAAAACAGAAUAUUACAUGAUUAUAUUGUACAAAACGAUUCUGUAUAUGUAGAUUCAGAAUGUAAAAAAAUAAAUAUAAAUGGUGUGACAAGCGUAUUUAAAAACAAAGCAUAUAAAAGCAAAAAUGAUAACGAAAAAAUAUAUGAAUGUAUAAGAGAUAAUAAUAGUACAAAAUGUCACAUUUUACAAAGUGUAGCAUAUAUAUUGAAUCAAGGAAAGGAAAAACAAAGGAAAAAAGAUUGUACUAUAAAAAUGAAGGAUACUUAUUUUACUUUUGAUAAUAAUUUUAUUAAUAAAAAUAAUUAUAAUAAAUAUAAUAAUCAUAAUAAUCAUAAUAAUCAUAAUAAUAUUAAUAAUAUUAAUAAUAUUAAUAAUUGUAAUAUUAACUUAAACGGUUACCUUAUGAAGGAAUAUAAUUCUUUUAAUACAAAAAAGUUUAAACGUGUAUCAUCAUGUAAUGUACACACGUAUGAUAAGAUAAAGGAAAACAAUGAAAGACCUAAAAGAAGUUUUAGCCAUAAUUCAUAUUUUGAAAAAAAAAAAUUUUGUGUAAAUCAAAAUAGAAACAAGGGGACGCAGAAAUACAUUAUGAAGGUUAAAAAUAUGAUAUUAUUUAAAAAGAAUUUAUUAACUAAAGAUUUUCUUUUUGAUUCUUCUUUUUCUAGUGAUAUGAAUAUAGAAAGAGAAACAUUAUAUAUAUUAAAUAGUAUAUUAUUUUAUUCCUAUAAACUAAAAAAUAGGUUAAAUAUAUUGAUAAAUAAACAAUGUAAUAAUACAUAUUUCUUGCAAAUUAAACUGUACAUACUUUGUUUAAUUAAGCUGAUUGAAAAAUAUAAGUUGGAUCCUCAUUCAUUAUGUAUAAAAAAAAGUAAGAAUAUAAUAAGAAAAAUAAUUGAGAAAAUCAAAUAUGAUAUUAUGAAUUUACCAAAAGUAAUCAUAGAAAUUACUACAUUUGAAACAUGCUUAAUAAAAAUAUAUACGAUUGAAUUAAUGAUGAGAUCUCUAUUAUUUUCCUCAUCAUUAGUUUUAGAUGAUGAACAUUUAUUAAAACUUUCAUAUAAUAAGAAUGGUAUAUUAUUAAGUUGUUGUAGCGAAAUAUUAAAUAGGUCUUUACCAAAUGAGGAUAAUAAUAAGUUGGAUGAGAAAAGAAUAUAUAUCGACAGAACAUGCAGAUUAAAAAAAGGAAAAACCGAAAAAACGGAAAAAAAAGAAAAAAAAGAAAAAACAGAAAAAAUAUAUCUUUUCAAAUGUACUGGUUUGAAAAAGGGGUAUGUAAAAAAAAUGAUUUUCAACGGAAUAUCCUUAAAAGAUAUACACACUAUUAUGUAUAAAUUAGAUGGUAAGUCUCAUGUUCUCGGAAAAAAAAAAAAAAAAAAUUAUAAUAUAGAUGAAUGUGAGACAUUACAACAAUUAAAUGAAUGUUUAAAUCUAAUAUUAGCAAAUAAGAAAUCUGAUAUGUUUAAAGGAGUAAAUAAUUAUUAUAACAAAUUAAAAGAAUAUAAUGAAGAAUUAUCUUUAAUAAAUGAUCUUAAAAAUGAAGACAAUCAUUUAGUAAAAGAUUUCUUGGAUGAUAUGAAUAUGCAUGAAUUUUCAAAUCUUUUAAAUUAUUACAUUAAGAGAAAAUAUGUUCAUAAGACAUGUGGAAAUAAUAAAAUAAGAAAAAAAAAACAAAUAAACCAUAAUGAUACUGACAAAUCAUAUAAAAACAAAUCAGCAAAAUCCGAGGGAAUUAUACAAAUUUUACAUGAUUUUUACUUAAAAGAAUAA
Messenger RNA from Plasmodium reichenowi, 4017 nucleotides. RefSeq lists its product as hypothetical. Bases 1 to 4017 code for a protein of 1338 amino acids. Lineage: Eukaryota; Apicomplexa; Aconoidasida; Haemosporida; Plasmodiidae. The transcript has a single exon. The record is from RefSeq and is a predicted model, not a curated record.